This is a messenger RNA of Penicillium nucicola, 1482 nucleotides long. Its product is annotated as Zn(II)2Cys6 transcription factor. The transcript is spliced from 2 exons. The record is from RefSeq and is a predicted model, not a curated record. Bases 1 to 1482 code for a protein of 493 amino acids. NCBI's taxonomy places the organism in Eukaryota, Fungi, Ascomycota, Eurotiomycetes, Eurotiales, Aspergillaceae. Gene Ontology annotation, molecular function: DNA-binding transcription factor activity, RNA polymerase II-specific; zinc ion binding. Gene Ontology annotation, biological process: regulation of DNA-templated transcription.
AUGCCCGGGGUCCCUUCAAGUCGAGGAUGCGAGGGUUGUCGCAAACAAAAGAAAAAGUGCGACCAAGUAAAGCCCACAUGCUCAAGAUGCACACGUCUAAGAAUACCAUGCAUCGGCAACGGAGUCCAGCGAUACAAAUUCCAAGAACCAAGCGUCACCACACUAGUCCAGCACCAAACCCCAGAGAAGACCAUAAUAGCAACGUCACUGAUAGACGCCAGCCAAACGAGCCUCUCCAAGCAAGAGCGCACAUACCUCAACUUCUUCCGCCAAAACACCUCCAAGCAAGUCGCCAGCUACUUCAGCCGCGCAUUCUGGGACCAAAUGGUGCACCAAGUGGGCGAGGCACAGCCCGCCGUCCGACACGCAGCAAUCGGCGUCGGCGCCAUGCACUGGAACUAUGAUAUCCGAGAACUCGGGCGCGAGAAUCAGUCAUUGCCGCUGCAGCAGUGCGGCAAAGCUUAUGGUCAUUUACAAGAAGCGCUUUCGAGUGGGUUGUCUAGCAGCACGCAGAUAGAGACGGUGCUGUGCUCGUGUUUGGUUCUCGGGGCGUUGUCUAUGAUACAAGGCGAUGCCCGGGCUACGGGCUACCACCUCGGGUCUGGAUGGAGGCUUCUGGAUCAGUGGCAGAGUGUGGGGUUGAGGAAUAGUGCUCUGGGGGCUCGACUGCUGCAGACGUUUACGCAGAAUAAGUUGCGGUGGUUUUCGUUGCAGGAUGGUGAUAUGUAUUCGGAUUUGACGCUUCCUGAUCUGAUAGCUUCGAGGCUUCCGAUUGUGGAGUCUUUGGCGGAGACGGAGGAGACGGUGGGGUUUGUUGUUGGUAUUGGGUGGUUGGCUUUGCAGGUUAGAUCGAGACCUGAUGCUGGGGAUGGUGCGAAGCGGGUGGGUGUGGCUGUGACGCUGUUGAAGAAGCUUCAGGCUUGGAAGGACUUUCUUCUGGAGUCAAGUCAGACACAUGGAGAGGUGGCUCGGGCAGAGAAAAUGAUCUCGUUGCUGGAUGUCUGGUGUCAAGUUCUUUUUAUCCGGGUUUCGACGGAUGGGAAGCUUGAGGACGGCGAGACGAGAUAUGAUCGGUGUCUUCCGCUAUUUCAACAUACUAUUCAGCUGGCCGGAAAGUUGUUAUCAGAGCCGCGUCCAGAUCUCUGGAUGGGCAUUGUCACGCCGCUUGUCUUUUGUGCAUUGAAAUGUCGGGACUGGGAGACAAGGCAUGAGGCACUGAAGAUUCUGAAUAUCGUUCCUUAUUCGAAGGGGAAGUGGUCUAUGGCUAACACAGGCUUGGUUAUUGCAAGAGUCAUUCAGGUUGAAUCUGAGGGCUUCGCCCAAGAAGAUAUCAUUCCUGAAGCCUCACGCAUAGAUUCUAUGCGCGUGGAGUUCUUGCUCAAGGGUCCCCAGGUCUGCAUUUAUUAUUGUCGGUCUCGUUUGAAGAGUGAAAAGGAACGUAGAGAGAAACAGGACUGGGAAAGUGUGGUCAUGCCGUAUUGA